UCUCUCACUUGUCAUUUCCUGACAGACACCAAAACAUGUGCGGAGGUGCAAUAAUUUCCGAUUUUAUUGCCGUCAAGCGCGGCCGGAACGUAACGGCGAAGGACCUCUGGGCCGACAUCGACACCAUGUCCGACCUCCUUGGCUUAGGCUCUGUUGUAGACAACUCCUCUAAGAAGGUCGAGAACAAAGCCGCUCCGAAACCAAAGCAACUCAACCAAAAAGAGAAUAGCCAGAAAUCCACAGAAAAAGAGGGGAAGAGUCAGCAGAGACGUAAGAACGUGUACAGGGGGAUUCGACAGAGGCCAUGGGGCAAGUGGGCGGCGGAGAUUAGGGACCCGAACAAAGGUGUCCGAGUAUGGUUGGGCACCUACAACACCGCUGAGGAAGCAGCUCGAGCCUACGAUGACGCCGCCAAGCGCAUCCGUGGAGACAAAGCCAAGCUCAACUUCCCACCUCCCCCUCCCCGGCCUCCUUCUAAGAAGCAGCGCAUCGCUCCCGAGUUCACCGAAGCGAGCUUCGAAGUCACCGGACCACGAAUACCCACACCACCGUCUGACCCGUACACGACAUAUGGGUAUGGCAACGAAAUGGAAAAUGAAAUAGAGCUGAAAGAGCAAAUCUCGAACCUGGAAUCGUUCCUGGGACUGGAACCGGAACCGGAGACAACGGAGAUGAGUGGAGGCGGUGGCGGCGAGCCUGACCCAUUGGAUCUUUGGAUGCUGGAUGAUCUUGUGACACAUCACCAGCAUCAACAACUUCGGCUUAUUUAUUAGGGAAAAUUAAAGAAUAAUUAAGGGAGGGAGUGAUUAAGUGAUUAAAUGAUUAAAUGAUGUAUUGCAAUUUUAUGGGUGUUUGAAUCUCUAUGUUAUGCAUGCUUAUUGCUUAUGUUUGUCUGGAAUCCGUACUUGUUAAUCUUUAUCCCUGAAUACUUAUGCUUGUGAUUGUGUUUAUGUUGAUGAUUAAUGUGUAGUAUAUUUGAUAUUAAAACAAUUGUUGUACA
Messenger RNA from Rubroshorea leprosula, 1000 nucleotides. The record is from the annotation of a GenBank genome assembly. NCBI's taxonomy places the organism in Eukaryota, Viridiplantae, Streptophyta, Magnoliopsida, Malvales, Dipterocarpaceae.